Messenger RNA from Chelonoidis abingdonii (Abingdon island giant tortoise), 1050 nucleotides. The record is from RefSeq and is a predicted model, not a curated record. Lineage: Eukaryota; Metazoa; Chordata; Testudines; Testudinidae.
AUGGAGCAUUCCCAGGAUGUUUCUCAUUUGCAGGCACGUUCUUUGAAAGUGAGUCCUCAGCAGCCUGUGUCAACAGGACCUGUGCCACCACCUCCAAAACCCAAGACGACUCCUACAACUGUAGAUCCAACAAAACAGGCAGAAGAAAUCUUAAAUGCAAUCCUGCCACCGAGAGAAUGGGUGGAAGACAAUCAGUUAUGGAUUCAGCAGGUGUCCACCACUCCCAGUACCCGAAUGGAUGUAGUUCAUCUGCAGGAAGAGCUGGAUCUCAAACUACAGCAAAGACAGGCUCGAGAAACGGGGAUUUGUCCUGUCCGCAGGGAACUCUACUCACAAUGCUUUGAUGAACUUAUCCGUGAGGUUACGAUUAACUGUGCAGAGCGGGGACUGUUGCUGCUUCGAGUCAGAGAUGAAAUCCGAAUGACCAUCGCCGCCUAUCAGACACUGUAUGAGAGCAGUGUUGCCUUUGGUAUGAGGAAGGCAUUACAGGCUGAGCAGGGCAAAUCUGACAUGGAAAAGAGAAUUGCAGAGUUAGAAGACGAAAAACGAGAUUUGGAAAGACAAGUGAAUGAGCAGAAAGCUAAAUGCGAAGCAAUUGAAAAACGUGAAAGUGAAAGGCGGCAGGUAGAGGAGAAGAAACAUGGUGAAGAGGUGCAGUUCUUGAAACGAACUAAUCAGCAGCUGAAGGCCCAACUUGAAGGCAUCAUUGCACCAAAGAAGUAGAUUUCCUUGUGGGGCCCUGCAGCAAGAACUCAUGAAAUCUUUCUCUGAGCAAGGCAUUUGUGGUUAGUGACCCAGGUCUGUCUCAUUCAUAAAGUGAUCCUGAUUUCCAUACUUAAAGUAACUAGAAACACUGGAAUUGUAUUCCUUCUCCCCUUCCCUAUUCUAAUAGAUUAAAGUGUUUUGCUAAUUACUGAGACCUCAUUUUCAGUGACUUUUCAGCAUCCAGCUCUUUGUAUGCUGAACAUGUCUGGGAUUUGCCUCUGUGAUUCUCUAACCUAUCACUGUUAAGGUCAGACUAUUUUUAAUAAACUUUUUUUUUACAGUAGC